Messenger RNA from Charadrius vociferus (killdeer), 3169 nucleotides. It is a transcript of the gene IL6ST, whose product is annotated as interleukin 6 signal transducer. The transcript is spliced from 15 exons. NCBI's taxonomy places the organism in Eukaryota, Metazoa, Chordata, Aves, Charadriiformes, Charadriidae. The record is from RefSeq and is a predicted model, not a curated record. Bases 3 to 2771 code for a protein of 922 amino acids. Gene Ontology annotation, cellular component: external side of plasma membrane; membrane; signaling receptor complex. Gene Ontology annotation, biological process: cytokine-mediated signaling pathway. Gene Ontology annotation, molecular function: cytokine binding; cytokine receptor activity.
UAAUGUGCAGCAUGUUUUCUGGGUGGAACUGGGUGGCCCAUGCCUUUUAUCUCCUCUUGAAUAUUUGUACUCUUGAAGUUUCAGGUGGACUUGUACAGUCAUGUGGUCACAUCAUCCCAGAGUCUCCUGUAUUGGCCCUUGGUUCCAAUUUCACAGCAUUAUGUAUUUUGAAUGAGAGUUGUCUUGACUUCGGCAAUAUCUACGCUAAUCAAAUUAUCUGGAAGAUUAAAAAUAAAGUGGUACCUAAAGAACAGUAUCGUGAAAUAAACAGAACAGUUUCCAGUGUCACAUUUAAUGACACUUCUUCACUAGCUACUCCUCUGACAUGCAACAUUUUAGCAGAUGGACAGAUUGAGCAGAACAUUUAUGGAAUUGCAGUCACAAUAGGCUUGCCCCCAGAGAAGCCCAAGAACUUAAGUUGCAUUGUGCAUCAGGUAUCAAAACUCACUUAUCCUAUGACUUGUACCUGGAACCCUGGAAGGCCUACAUUCCUGGACACUCACUUUAGGUUGAAAUACAGAUGGCCACAUGAGAACUUUCCUGACUGUAUACCAAAAGAUGUAAACAAUUCUUGUACAAUUCCUGAUGUUCAGUUCUUUGUUAACCUGGAGGUCUGGGUAGAAGCAGCAAAUGCUCUUGGGAAGGCUGAAUCUGAUCCUCUUGUUCUUGAUCCCGUUGAGAUUGUUAAACCUCUGCCUCCACGCAACUUAUCAGUCAACUCAGGAAUACUGCCUACUGUUCUGAAGCUUUCCUGGGAGAAUCGGAUUUCAGGAGCUGUAAUGAAGCUAAAAUUCAAUAUUCGCUAUAGGACCAUUGGUGACACAAACUGGAUGCAGGUUCCACCUGAAGAUACAGCUUCACCAAGAACUUCAUUCAGUGUUCAAGGGCUCAGACCCUACACAGAGUAUGUCUUUUCAAUUCGUUGCAUGAAGGAAGAUGGAGUGGGCUACUGGAGUGACUGGAGUGAAGAGAAAACUGGGAUCACCACUGAAGAUAAACCAUCUAAAGGACCACCCAUAUGGAGGAUCAUCGAUGCAUCUCACUCACCAGCUUCCUGGACUGUGCAUCUGAUGUGGAAGGCAUUGGAGCCAUUUGAAGCCAAUGGAGUAAUCUUGCAGUAUGAAGUUACUGUCAGAGCUAAAUCAUCUCUCUCCAGUCCACCAGAGAAAUACAAUGUUAAUACCACCAACCUUACAUUAAAGCUGCCAAAUGGAACUUAUGAAGUGACUGUGAUUGCCCGUAAUAGAGUUGGGGCAUCGCCUCCAUCAGUUUUACUUAUCCCAGCAAGUAAUUCAAAAGCUCCUGUGAAGAAUGUUAAAACAGUACCUAAAGACGGCAAGUUGUGGGUAGGGUGGACUGCUCCUGACAGUUAUGUUCUUAAGUAUGUCAUCGAAUGGUGUCUGGUGUCUAACAGCUCAGACUGCAUCAUAGAAUGGCAGAACGAACCAGGAAACAUUCAAGGAACAUACUUAAAAGGUGAUAUAAAACCGUUCAAGUGUUACUUGAUAACUGUGUACCCUCUAUAUGCUGAUGGUCAGGGAAGUGGACAGUCUGUGAAGGCUUAUCUUCAACAGGAUCGUCCUUCAAAAGGACCAACCAUUCAGACAAAAAAAGUAGGAAAAGCUGAAGCUGUUUUGACAUGGAACCAUCUCACAGUGGAUGAACAAAACGGAUUUAUCAGAAGUUACACCAUAUUUUACAAAACUAUUGAUGGAAAUGAAACAGCUGUGACAGUGGAUCCUUCCAAGACAGAGUAUACCCUUUCUUCUCUAACCAGUGACACACUGUAUACUGUGCGGAUGAUGGCAUACACAGAUGAAGGAGGCAGGAGUGGUCCUGAUUUUACAUUUACUACACAAAAAUUUGGGAAAGGAGAAAUUGAAGCCAUAGUUGUACCUGUGUGUCUAGCAUUCCUGUUGAUUGUGCUUCUUGGAGUUUUGUUUUGCUUCAACAAACGUGACUUAAUUAAAAAGCAUAUCUGGCCAAUUGUCCCUGAUCCAUCCAAGAGUAACAUUGCUCAGUGGUCUCCUCAAGUUCCAGCUAAGCAUAACUUUAGUUCCAAAGACCAGAUAUACCCAGAAGGCAGCUUUACAGAUGUAAGCGUCGUAGAAAUAGAAGCUGAGGACAAGAAGUCUUUUUCAGAACAAGAUCUAAAACCCUUUGACCUGCUUAAAAAGGAAAAAAGUACUUCAGAAGGGCACAGCAGUGGUAUUGGAGGAUCUUCGUGCAUGUCUUCUCCUAGGCAAAGUGUGUCUGACAGCGACGAAGGUGAAACUACACAAAACACUUCAAGCACUGUACAGUAUUCAACUGUAGUACUUAAUGGCUACAGAGACCAAACACCUGUACAAGUCUUUUCAAGAUCUGAGUCGACUCAGCCACUGCUAGAUUCAGAAGAGAGGUCAGAGGAUCAUGCUGGAGGAGGUGACAGUACAACACAGAGACAGCAGUAUUUCAAACAAAAUGGUGGUCAGGAUGAAACCAACACAGACAGGCCGUGCUUUGAAAGAACAAAGCAAAUUACUUCUGCUAAUGAGGGGGAUCUUGUGGGAUUUGCGCAACUGCAGAUCUCAGGUCAGAGUUCACAGCUGUUGAGCCUUGGGCUGGAAAAAAAUACCCAGGAAGAUGCUCUGCCAGAUGUUUUACAGACAAGUAUUGAAGGACAAACUAUGAGACCUGAAACAGUGGAAGGAAAUCCACCAUCAGCUGAUGAAAUGCCAAAAAGUUACCUCCCACAGACUGUGAGACAGGGGGGCUAUAUGCCUCAGUGAGAGAAGAGACUGGCUCUGUUUAGGCCUUCAUUAGUGCCUGCUCACACUUUCCCCUGUGUUUCUGAUAAAUUAAGCUAGGUAUUUUUAUCUGAAUGCAGACAGAAAUACUGAAAUUAAGUGAAGAGCAAUUUGACAAAGUACAACAAGGACUGUGUUUUUGUGGAAAAUUUGCAGUCCAGACCUACUGGAGACUUACUUUUAUGCACUACACAAAAUGUCUAGAUAGCUGAACAAGCCUUUGUGCUACCCUGUUUUUUUGUGAAUUGUCAUAUCAGAUUUACACGAUUGAAAAUGGCAAGUUUCAAUUAAUCACAUCAGCCAAUAGACCUCCCAGAAGAAAUACUUCGAUUUGUGACAGUGAACAAGCCUAAAAAGCCAGCUUUAGUUGCUUGGAGCAU